Messenger RNA from Alternaria alternata, 768 nucleotides. RefSeq lists its product as hypothetical. The coding region runs from base 1 to 768 and encodes 255 amino acids. NCBI's taxonomy places the organism in Eukaryota, Fungi, Ascomycota, Dothideomycetes, Pleosporales, Pleosporaceae. The record is from RefSeq and is a predicted model, not a curated record. The transcript is spliced from 2 exons.
AUGGGUAUGGCGACUGGGUUUAAGAGUCCCGCUGCGCUAGAAGAAUGCGCUCAUGGUGAGAAGCUGGUUGGAAGUCCGGCGGAUAGAGGAGUCUGUAUCAUCAGAAUCGGGCAUUCAGACGACCCUACCCACAAGAAAGAGUCACUCCGGUCAGUCCACAUAGCGCUGAUGGAAAGUGAGUGCGAUGAAUUCAAGUGGCAAAAUUCUCGCACAUACGAUCUUGGGCCUGAACAUCCCCUCGAGAUCUUCGACUUGCUCAUUCAGUGGUUGUAUACUCGAAAAUACCAGGAAAAGGAAGGUCUCACGUGGUCGUUCGACAGGAGCCUGACUUUGCUAUCCGCUCCUCUGGUGAUCGACCUUCCGCCUGAACUUCCAGUAGACUGGCCCAUCAAGGCAGCCGUUGCCAGCUGGGAACUUGGCGCCACCCUACGUGCGAAGAACUUCCAGAACUAUGCCAUCAAGCGUCUCUUUAAAGCUUUCUCUAGACCUCUCUCGCAACCGCUGACGCCAGCACUGCUAGCCUAUAUCUUCCAGCUCCACAAGGAGAGCUUUGCGGAAGGCUCAUCGCAGCUGCAACAACUUCUCCAGGAUGUUUUCGUUCGCAACUGGGGGGAUGCCACCAUCAUCGACCACACGGAUCGAGAACGAUGGUCAUUCUUCCUCGGCUUGUGCCCUAGCUUUCGCGAGGACUUCGUCUCCGCAACGAAGCACUCGCCGGAGAAGAGGCAGAGGGAGAAGCUGGACUUUGCGAAGUAUCUUAUUCACUAG